Molecule: messenger RNA, 3105 nt
Organism: Aureobasidium musti
Lineage: Eukaryota; Fungi; Ascomycota; Dothideomycetes; Dothideales; Saccotheciaceae
Source: the annotation of a GenBank genome assembly
AUGGUCCCACCUGUGCCCGCCAUACCCAAAGCUUACGAGUCACCGAAAGAUGUCAUCGAUAUACCCUUCUUCUCCGGUCUCAAAACUCCUCUGUCAGGCAACGUCGACAACGAGGGCUCUGCCCUACCAAUACCCACCCGACGUGGAGACACUUCUACCACCCCCGACCCGAAACCAACUCAACACCGCAGAGGCCUCACGGUGGGCAAUGGCACUAACUCUGAAACUCCACCAGCGAUGCCUGCAGCCAAUAAGAAACCUCUUCAACCAUUACGUCUUCCCCCUCUUAAUCUUCUACCACUCUCGACUCCUACUGCGGCUAGAAUCAAUUCUUACCCUGCUCCAUCUCAAGAAGCUGAUGAACGAGGUACCACGCCUCCGUUCAAGCGCAAUGCAGCCAAAACACCCAGCACUCCUAUGACAGCUUCGAAAGCAACCUUUUAUAGGCGCCAGGAUGACGAGCCUGCAAUGCCGAUCAACGCUCGGAGUAACAGUACGCAGCCAGGCGCUCGUGCUCUCCGUUACGAAGAGCCAAGCAACGGUGUGCUUCUACCACCCUCGUCCUCAGCCAAGCGUCAAGCUAUUACUCCAUUCACCUCAGGCUCCUUGCCUAAGCCUAGCUCCAAGUUUAGCAAACCUCCAAGACUACCGGAUGAGUUCACUUUGGGCAACCACGAUGCUGAACCACUCUCUUCCAAGCCGAUGGGCCCGAGACCACGGGCUGUGUCUAAAUCAGUCAAAGAAACAGCGUCUAUCAAUACAGUGUCAUCUACGGAAGACGCUGAACAGCCGCCGCCUUCUGCUGCCUCAGGUCUGCGUCGCAAAUUGAGCUUAGGAUGGCGUAAAACGCCGCCUAAAGCAACAAGCGCCUCAAACGCGGAACCUUUGAAACUUCAGACUACCAGGUACGAUGAUAUGCCUCCGCCCAAAAUCCCGGCGUCUGCGACUUGGAGUACGGAUAGUCCAAUCUCCACUUCUAGCAGCGGUCGUCCCUCGUUCGAAAGCACCAAGCUCGAAAGUCACAGGAGCAAGCCCUCUGUUUCUUCCACUAACAAGGUACCCUAUCUUGAGUCAGCUCCAGCUGUCAAACCACCACUUCCAAGCAACAUUGCAGUACGCCAACCUCAGACGAGCACGACUUCGGCAUCGACUGCAGCACCACAAAAUCAACGCUCCACGUCGUGGUCUAUCCUUGGUAGCAUGAACCGCACACUAGGCUCAAGAACCGCACCUGCCCAACCCAAACCUCGUACAAUCAACGCCUUACUUCUAGAUAAAGACGAUAUCGCUGCGAACGAUGAGAUGAGAAAGUUGUCAACAAAGAGGCGCGAUAUUGAUGUGGCUGCCCGUGAGACUGAAGAGUUGCGCAAACGUGCAACUCAAAAGGACAGGAUGACUCCUGCUCAAGCCAUUCAAUUGUCAGCUGGACUUCUGAACAUUUACGAAAAGGGAGAGAUCAUCGACUACAAGGAUGGCGUCUGGUUCUGUGGCUCCAAACAGGCAAAGAAGCAUGUUGGAGAUAUCUCUGCUGCUGGAACGACAAACUUCGGUUAUGAUGAUGAAAGAGGCGACUACAACCUUGUCAUGGGUGAUCACCUAGGGUACCGUUACGAGGUGAUUGAUGUGCUUGGUAAAGGAAGUUUCGGACAGGUGGUGAGGUGCAUCGACCACAAGCUCGGCACUCUCUGUGCCGUCAAGAUCAUUCGCAAUAAGAAGCGAUUCCAUCAGCAAGCUUUGGUUGAGGUCAACAUCUUACAAAAGCUCAAGGAAUGGGUAAGUUUACCAACAACUCAUGUUCGAUGCCAUCGUGCUGACCUAAGACUANNGGAUCCUGAUGAGGCUAAUGCAACACUAACAAUCACAUCGUCUUUCUACUUCCGAAACCAUCUUUGCAUCACGUCCCCCUCUCUCAGCAUCAACCUCUACGAAUUCAUCAGAGCCCACAACUUCACUGGAUUUUCGAUCCAACUCAUUCGCCGCUUCGCACGCCAGAUACUCGCCUGUUUAUGCCUCUUACAGUCCAAGAGAAUUAUUCACUGCGAUCUCAAACCAGAAAAUAUACUUCUCUGCGAUCCUCGCCGAGCUGACGUUCGAGUCAUCGAUUUUGGCAGUUCUUGCAAAGCAGAUGAGAAGGUGUAUACGUACAUCCAGUCUCGUUUCUACCGUUCACCUGAGGUCAUUCUCGGAAGUGACUAUGGUCUUGGAAUCGACAUGUGGAGUUUCGGAUGUAUUCUUGCCGAGCUUUUCACCGGGUACCCUAUCUUCCCUGGAGAAAAUGAGCAAGAGCAACUUGCGUGUAUCAUGGAGAUUUUCGGCCCGCCCGCUCGCGACAUCAUCGAGAAAGCCUCACGAAGGAAACUCUUCUUCGAUUCGUCACUCAAGCCUCGUGUUACAGUGUCGAGUAAAGGCAGGAGGAGGCGGCCCAGUAGCAAGACCCUUAGUGGUGCCAUCAAGUGCGAAGAUGAGGCUUUCUUGGACUUCCUCUCUCAGUGUCUUCGAUGGGACCCCGAGAAGCGUCUGCGUCCUGACCAGGCCGUAUCUCACCCCUUCAUCACUAAUGAGCCUUUCAGAAAAGCUGGGCCUGUCAGUUCACGCACAAGGACUGCAACCUCAGCUGCGUCGUCAAAUACGACCACGGCAUCACAGUCUCCGGUCAAGCGUGUGCAUCCAGCAAAUCCGACCAUCCCGACAAUGUCAUCACAAGCAACUGCGGCAACCCCUCGUGCGCGUCCCUUACCAGAUACCCCAAACACGGCUGCGCGUAAUGGAAGCGCAGCAGCCUCUAAUGUCAACAAUACCAUGAAUCAAGCAGUCAAAUCUGCAAGCGUAGGCAGGCGGCAGAGCUUGGCACCUGGUUUGCAGCAGACCGUCAGCGCACCACCGCCUCAAAUCUCUAUCAGCCAAGCCAUGGCUGGUAGCAAACGAGCCAGCAAUGGUGCAUUGCUAGCACAGCAGUACCAACAUCAGAUUGGCUCGUAUGGCAGCCUCGGUGUCAGUGGCUCAUCAACAUCCAACAGCGGUCUACCACGCUCUGUGAGUGGAAAACUCGAUCUUGCUGGUGCAGCGGCAAGAGAAAGCAUGGGAGCUACUGCACGGUGGAGGUGA